AUGGAAAAAGUGAGAAUGAUCAGGGAUAGAUUGGCUACUGCUUACAAUCGUCGAAAAUCCUAUGUUGAUAACAAGAAGAGGGCUCUUGAAUUCGAAGUAGGUGAUCACGUCUUCCUGAAGAUAUCACCCAUGAAAGGAGUGAUGAGGUUUGCUAAGAAAGGAAUUUGGAUUCGAGUGUUUCAUGUUUCGAUGCUUAAAGAAUUUCUAGGUGAUCUAUCAUCCAUAUUGCCCGUUGAGGGGUUAGUAUUCGAUGAAAACCUUUAUUAUGAAGAGGUUCAAAUUGAAAUUUUUGAUCGCCAAGUGAAGUAG
Solanum pennellii is the source of this 309-nucleotide messenger RNA. RefSeq lists its product as uncharacterized. The record is from RefSeq and is a predicted model, not a curated record. Bases 1 to 309 code for a protein of 102 amino acids. The transcript has 2 exons. NCBI's taxonomy places the organism in Eukaryota, Viridiplantae, Streptophyta, Magnoliopsida, Solanales, Solanaceae.